CAAGUAAACAAGAGACGUGCGCUACGAAACAAAAUAAAAAAAAAAAUAAAAACAAGGCGUUGGUCCACUACUGCUAAAAGCUUAAACAAGCAAAAGCUUCUUCAUUGUCCAACCUACCUUUUCUGCCCCGCUUCUUCUACCCGGAAUCCAGCACACAGACUCAGGAAUCUCAAGUAAUGCACCAAAAACUAAGCGGCACUUGAACAGCAAAAAGGUGUUGAUUAAAGAUUGGACUCAAAUUGAAGUCUUUGACAGAUAUUACAAACUACAGAUCUCAUGGGUGGCAAGAGUUCAAAGAGAUCAACAACUGGUCGAUAUGCAUCAUUUGGGUCCAGUUCACAUUCAGGUUAUCAAGGCUAUCCACAGUCACCAUAUACUCAACCAAGCUACAAUUAUCCCCCGCCACCUCCUUGUCAAACAUAUGGCGGUCCACCUCCUGAGUCAAGGAAAAGGCUUGAGAGGAAAUAUUCAAAGAUAGAUGAUGACUACCACAGCUUAGAGCAGGUUACUGAUGCCCUUGCACGUGCUGGGCUAGAGUCUUCGAACUUAAUUGUUGGCAUCGAUUUUACCAAGAGCAAUGAGUGGACUGGUGCAAGGUCAUUCCACCGGAAAAGUUUGCAUCACAUUGGUGAUCAGCAAAAUCCAUAUGAACAAGCAAUAUCCAUCAUUGGGAGAACAUUAUCAAAAUUUGAUGAGGACAACCUGAUUCCUUGUUUUGGAUUUGGAGAUGCCUCAACACAUGAUCAAGAAGUCUUUGGUUUCUAUCCGGAUGACAAAUAUUGUAAUGGAUUCGAGGAAGUACUGAGUAGAUAUAGAGAAUUGGUUCCUCAAUUACGGCUCGCAGGACCAACAUCAUUUGCUCCUAUUAUUGAAAUGGCAAUCACUAUUGUUGAGCAGAGUGGCGGCCAGUACCACGUUUUAUUGAUAAUAGCGGAUGGACAGGUUACAAGAAGUGUAGAUACUGUGCGUGGUCAAUUAAGCCCUCAAGAGAAGAGAACAGUUGAAGCAAUUGUGAAAGCAAGUGAAUAUCCCUUGUCUAUUAUUUUAGUUGGGGUUGGAGAUGGGCCAUGGGACAUGAUGAGGGAAUUUGAUGACAAUAUCCCUGCUCGAGCCUUUGACAAUUUCCAGUUUGUUAAUUUCACAGAUAUCAUGUCAAGAACUGUGGACCGGUCCCGGAAAGAAGCAGAGUUUGCCUUAGCAGCAUUGAUGGAAAUACCUUCUCAGUACAAAGCAACUCUGGAGCUGAACAUUCUGGGUGCUCGUAGAGGGAAUGAAAUUGACAGGAUUCCUCUCCCCCCUCCUCGCUACGGUGCAGCUUCUUUUGGUACAUCAAAACCUUCACAAAGCAAUAGUUACCGUCCAAGUGCGCCUUCUAGCACUAGCAGACACAAUUCGGCUGUUGGAUCAAGUCAUCCUGCAAGUUCUGCAGAUAAUCAUCUCUGUCCCAUCUGCAUAACCAAUCCAAAGGACAUGGCAUUUGGUUGUGGACACCAGACAUGUUGUGAAUGUGGGCAAGAUCUUCAGUUGUGCCCCAUCUGUCGGGACAGCAUUCGGACUAGGAUAAGACUUUACUGAGUCACUUCUUGUGGCUGAAGAAUAAUUUGCUGCUAAGAAAGUCUCAGAUUCUUAUGUUACUGGGAGCAGUUUAUUAAAUUAUAUUCUUGCUGAUGGAUCUCAGUUUGUCAGCAGUAUAAAUGUCUUUUUGUUUUUAGAGAUGUUACAUUUCAGUAUUUUGCCCUGUACAUAGAUUUUCUACUUUCUAUUUAAGGUUACUCAUUGUUCAUUGAAACUGGUGCUCAAUGUGCAAAGAUAA
Messenger RNA from Nicotiana attenuata, 1813 nucleotides. RefSeq names its product E3 ubiquitin-protein ligase RGLG2-like. Bases 277 to 1575 code for a protein of 432 amino acids. Lineage: Eukaryota; Viridiplantae; Streptophyta; Magnoliopsida; Solanales; Solanaceae. The record is from RefSeq and is a predicted model, not a curated record. The transcript is spliced from 13 exons.